Messenger RNA from Morone saxatilis (striped sea-bass), 315 nucleotides. Its product is annotated as complement C1q-like protein 2. The record is from RefSeq and is a predicted model, not a curated record. Gene Ontology annotation, molecular function: protein binding. Lineage: Eukaryota; Metazoa; Chordata; Actinopteri; Moronidae.
AGGUAUUUUCACCGCUCCGGUCAGAGGAUACUACUACUUCAGCUUCUCUGGCCAUAAUGUUUCAAAUAGACCAAUGGGGCUGCGACUGAUGAAGAAUGGAGUGCAGAUUGUGACUGUGUACAACCAUGUAGCUGGAAAUCGCCCUGAGACAGCAACCAAUGGCAUGGUUGUUUACCUUAAUGUGGGUGACCACGUGUACAUGAGACUCAGACCAAACACCUGGAUUUAUGAUAAUGAAAAUAACCACAGCACCUUCGUUGGCUUUUUGUUAUCUGCUCAUUAAGUGGAUCAAAGAUCAAAUUAGCAAAAAAAACA